Paraphaeosphaeria sporulosa is the source of this 1026-nucleotide messenger RNA. RefSeq lists its product as uncharacterized. NCBI's taxonomy places the organism in Eukaryota, Fungi, Ascomycota, Dothideomycetes, Pleosporales, Didymosphaeriaceae. Bases 1 to 1026 code for a protein of 341 amino acids. The record is from RefSeq and is a predicted model, not a curated record. The transcript has a single exon.
AUGUGCUACGCCCUCCUCACAACCUGCCACCGCUGCACCUGGCUUCUGCACGUAACCUACCCGCGCUGCUCCCACGCCAAAGCCUACGCGCUCGACCCCUCCGCGUGCCCCCACCGCAUGCGGCGCCGCUACAAAGCCUUGGGCCUCUGCUCCGCCUGCAAACAUGACAACGCGCACACCACCACGACGCGCAAGUACGGGAGAAAGCAAAGCCUCAGCGUCACACCGUGCGAGGUGCGCAUCGCGUUUCGGGACACGGAGGUCGGGGCUGUGGAGGAGAGGGAUAGGGUUGGGGGCAUGGGGCAAGAGAUGGAAGCGAGGAGAGAGAGUUUGGAGAGGAAGCACAGCGCGAAGGGCCAGGAUAAGGGGCGCCGCAAGAUCAGGGCGCGGAAGGGCGUGGUGCAGAGCCGGUUGGGGAGUGUAGGAGGAGAGGAUAGCGACGGCGAUGCCUACGUCGAUUUCACCUCGCCGUCUGCAUCGGUCUCGUCGGCCAGCUCGGGCGCCUCCUCGCGAGGGUACGAAGCGUUGCUGCCCAGAAAACACAAAGCGGGUGGGAGGCCGGGCCCGAGAGCGCUGCCAAAAGCGAGGGGCCAGCCGAGGAGGCGGAAACGAAGUCCUGGGGUUCUGGAGAGGCUGCAGAUGGACGGCGAUGGUGGUGUGAAGAAGAAAGGGAGACCGCCAAAGGUUAAGAUGGUGUGGCCGGAUCGGAUCGACGCAGGGGAGUUUGAGCAGGUUGAAAGGGAGCGGAAGGCGAAUGAGCAGAAGCGGAGGGCUGGGGAGCGGCCGAUUGCAAAGGCGAGGAAGGUUGAGAAGCAGCCGAUGUUUGGCGCGGAGAUGAAGUCGCAUGAGAGGCCGAUUGCGACGAACCGCAAGCCAAGCCGUGACCAGAGACAGACCUACGUCAGCAAGGCGCCAGAGCUGGUAGACACGAGCAUGCCUUCGUAUACAGGCGACACAGAUGAAGUAGACGAUCUCGCACGCAUCAUCGCCCUCGAGGCCGCAAAGCGAGAGAAGAAGUGGCGUUGA